Molecule: messenger RNA, 1866 nt
Organism: Aspergillus japonicus CBS 114.51
Lineage: Eukaryota; Fungi; Ascomycota; Eurotiomycetes; Eurotiales; Aspergillaceae
Product: putative alpha-1,6-mannosyltransferase subunit
Exons: 3
Coding region: 295-1680 (461 amino acids)
Biological process (GO): protein N-linked glycosylation
Cellular component (GO): Golgi membrane
Molecular function (GO): glycosyltransferase activity
Source: RefSeq, a predicted model, not a curated record
UCCGUCAGCCAGCUAAUUUUACUUUUAAUUUUCUUCUCGAAUGGCUUGGUUGUUGUUAUCUAGUAGCCUCCAUGUCGACCAUAUCUCUCCCUCACGGCGCUCUGGGUCCUUUUUUCUCUCUGUUCCCCGUCCUUCAGCCUUUCUGUCCAUGAGUCGGCAUCCCUCUCCCCACGCGCUCGUCUCCUCCGACAGUUGCGCCGACUACCUUCUCAUUAACACCUCAGCGUGAGUGGCCGUUGUGUUCGCUUGAAAUUGCCACUUUUUCUCGUCUUGGUCGGCUCCGACACCCCGCGCAUGGCGUUUUCCCGGUCACCAUCUCCCCACCCGCCGGGGGUAGGAGGAUGGUCCAGCCCCGGAUUUACACACGGCAGUGGCACAUCCACGCCUCACAGUGGCUUGCUCUCCCCGACUGCCCUGGGGCCGAGUGGGAUCUCGUGGGCCGUCGCCAAAGCCAAGAGCGACGAGGUGCGAGGCUAUCCAUCCUUCGCAACAAAGAACAACGGAUUCUUCUCGCGGUCGAGGCGCCAGUUGUCUGCGACGCUGCCGCGCUUUCGCCUUGGGUCUGGAUCCCCGAAUGGCUAUGUUGAUAAGGACGAAUUCGGGCGCGGGUACCCGUCUCCUUCAAAGGACGGCUGGCGCUCCUGGGGAUUUGGCAGGGCGGUGUUUCGACGUAGGCGCUUGCGGCUGUUACUGGUUCUGGUCGCUCUCGCGCUCGGAUAUGUCUUUCUGUGGACACGGAUCAUCGAGGCCUACCGGCGGUCAUCCUUGGGUGGUGGGCGCAAGUUCGUCAUCAUCCUGGAGUCGAAUAUCGAAGGGGGAGUGAUGGAGUGGAAGGGCGCGCGGGAAUGGGCGAUCGAACGCAACAGCAUCGGAAACAAGGAUCACUACGCCAAGCAUUGGGGGUACGAGCUAGAGACGGUCAACAUGCUGGCCAAGAAGCGCUAUUCACAUGAAUGGCGUGAAAACUGGGAGAAGGUUGACAUCAUCCGGGAAGCCAUGCGCAAGUACCCCGAUGCGGAGUGGUUCUGGUGGUUGGACCUGAACACCUGGAUCAUGGAGUACUCGUACUCCCUGCAGGACCAUAUAUUCCACCGGCUUGGCGAAAUUGCUUAUCGCGAUAUCAACGUCUAUAACCCACUCGGCAUCAGUCACCCUCUCAACGAUCCUUACUUGGAUCAAGUUUCUCUCUCUCCCAGCGGGGAUAACGAUACGUCCUCGAUCAAUUUCCUACUCUCGCAAGACUGCGGCGGGUUCAACCUCGGGUCGUUCUUCAUUCGGCGAUCUCUCUGGGCGGAUCGAUUGCUGGACGCCUGGUGGGACCCCGUGAUGUACGAACAGAAGCAUAUGGAGUGGGAGCACAAGGAGCAAGAUGCGCUGGAGUAUCUCUACACCAACCAGCCAUGGGUCCGCAGCGGGGUGGGCUUCCUUCCCCAGCGGCACAUCAACUCCUUCCCUCCUGGCGCCUGCGGCGACGGGGGUGACCGGAACGUCCAUUACGACGAGGGAGAUUUCUUGGUCAACAUGGCAGGCUGUAAUUUUGGUCGGGACUGCUGGGGUGAAAUGUACCAGUAUCGCGAGUACAGCAAACAGUUGAAUCGGCCACCGUGGGAGCGGGUCAAGGAACGGCUGAACGAGCUCCGCGACAAGCUCUUUCCUCGCGUAGAAGAGGAGACGCAAUGAUCGGUGUUUACGAUGGGGUUGUGAGGCUUGCAUGAUGGGAGAUGAGGAGUUUGGCGACUACUUGUGCAUUCAUGUGGGACUUUGUGUAAAUUGGCCAGGCGUUUCGGUUUGGCCUUGUAUGAGUAUAUUGCUUGAGGAGGAACUCCGUUAACCUCUUACAUCAUUUAAUUCAAGCGAACUUGACGU